Messenger RNA from Octodon degus (degu), 1272 nucleotides. RefSeq names its product zona pellucida glycoprotein 3 (gene Zp3). The transcript has 8 exons. The record is from RefSeq and is a predicted model, not a curated record. NCBI's taxonomy places the organism in Eukaryota, Metazoa, Chordata, Mammalia, Rodentia, Octodontidae. Gene Ontology annotation, cellular component: extracellular matrix. Gene Ontology annotation, biological process: binding of sperm to zona pellucida; egg coat formation; positive regulation of acrosome reaction. Gene Ontology annotation, molecular function: acrosin binding. The coding region runs from base 1 to 1272 and encodes 423 amino acids.
AUGGAGCUGAAGCCUGGGCUUUUGCUGUGCUUGUUCCUCUUGGGGAACACCAAGCUGUGCUGCUCCCAGUCCCUCUGGCCCUUGCAGGGUGGAACCCGGCCCCCUGUGCCCUUCCUGCCACCCAUACACGUGCAGUGUCUGGAAGCUCAGCUGGUGGUCACAGUCAACAGAGACCUCUUUGGCACAGGGAAGCUUGUCCAGCCUGGUGACCUCACUCUGGGGCCUGAGGGCUGCCGGCCCCUGGAUUCCUCAGCCAUGGAUGACACCGUGGUCAAGUUUGAGGUUGGGGUGCAUGAGUGUGGCAGCAGCGUGCAGGUGACAAACGAUGCCCUGGUAUACAGCACCUUCCUUCUCCACACGCCCCGGCCUGUGGGAAACCUUUCCAUCGUGAGGACCAACCGUGCGGAAGUUCCCAUCGAGUGCCGAUACCCGAGGCAUGGCAACGUGAGCAGCCAGGCGAUCCUGCCCACCUGGGUGCCCUUCAGAACCACAGUGUCCUCAGAGGAGAAGCUGGCAUUCUCCCUGCGCCUGAUGGAGGAGAACUGGAGCAUGGAGAAGACAUCUCCCACCUUCUACCUGGGAGAGGCAGCCUACCUGCAGGCAGAGGUCCACACUGGCAGCCACCCGCCACUGCAGCUCUUUGUGGACUACUGUGUGGCCACACCGACACCAGACCAGGAUGCCUUCCCUCGUCACACCAUCGUGGACUUCCAUGGCUGCCUUGUAGAUGGGCAGUAUGACAGCUCUUCGACAUUCCAAGCCCCCAGACCCAGGCCAGACAUGCUCCGGUUCACAGUGGAUGUGUUCCACUUUGCCAACGACUCCAGAAACACGAUCUACAUCACCUGCCAUCUGAAGGUUACGCCAGCUGGCCAAGUCCCAGACCAACUCAACAAAGCCUGCUCCUUCAACAAGUCUUCCAAUAGCUGGUCACCAGUAGAAGGUGCUGCUGACAUCUGUAAGUGUUGUGACGAGGGCAACUGUGGCGGUCCAGGCUAUCCCAAGAGGCAGCCCCUGAGCCAGAGACUCGAGACGCUUCCGCUUCCACGGAACCGCAGACAUGUGACAGAAGAAGCAGACGUUACUGUGGGACCACUGAUCUUCCUGGGAGAAGCUGGGGACCACAGUGUAGAGGGCUGGGCCUCUUCUGCACACACGUCCAUGGCUCUGGGUUUGGGCCUGGCCAUGAUGGCACUUCUGAGCCUAGCUGUGGUCCUGGGUCUUACCAGGAGGUGCCACACUGCUUCCCGUUCUGUGUCCCUUUCCCAAUAA